Messenger RNA from Pteronotus mesoamericanus, 2057 nucleotides. RefSeq names its product SEC14 like lipid binding 3 (gene SEC14L3). Lineage: Eukaryota; Metazoa; Chordata; Mammalia; Chiroptera; Mormoopidae. The record is from RefSeq and is a predicted model, not a curated record. Bases 115 to 1317 code for a protein of 400 amino acids. The transcript is spliced from 12 exons. Gene Ontology annotation, cellular component: nuclear speck; cytoplasm.
ACACCUGGAGCCACACCCAGGAGUGGGGGCAAAAGACCUGGCUGGAUCAGAGCCGCAGACCCAGCCUGGCCCCUGCCUGCAGUGGCCCCUACUCCUCCAGCCUCGCCCAGCACCAUGAGCGGCCGAGUUGGAGACCUGAGCCCCAAGCAGGCAGAGACCCUUGCCAAGUUCCGAGAAAAUAUCCAGGAUGUGUUGCCUGCCCUGCCCAACCCUGAUGACUAUUUCCUUCUGCGCUGGCUCCGAGCUCGGAAUUUUGACCUGCAGAAAUCAGAGGCCAUGCUCCGCAAGUACAUGGAGUUCCGAAAGACCAUGGAUAUUGACCACAUCUUGGACUGGCAGCCCCCAGAGGUGAUCCAGAAGUACAUGCCUGGGGGCCUCUGUGGCUACGACCGUGACGGCUGCCCCGUGUGGUACGACAUCAUCGGGCCUCUGGACCCCAAGGGCCUGCUCUUCUCUAUCACCAAGCAAGACCUGCUUAAGACUAAGAUGAGGGACUGCGAGCGCAUCCUGCAUGAGUGUGACCUGCAGACGGAACGGCUGGGGAAGAAGAUUGAUACCAUUGUGAUGAUAUUUGACUGUGAAGGCCUGGGAUUGAAGCACUUCUGGAAACCACUGGUGGAAGUAUACCAGGAGUUCUUUAGCCUCCUUGAAGAGAAUUAUCCAGAGACCCUAAAGUUCAUGUUCAUUGUGAAAGCCACCAAACUGUUCCCUGUGGGCUACAACCUCAUGAAGCCCUUCCUAAGUGAAGACACUCGCAGAAAAAUUAUAGUGUUGGGAAACAACUGGAAAGAAGGUUUGCUGAAACACAUCAGUCCUGAGGAACUGCCUGCCCAGUUUGGGGGGACCAUGACCGACCCAGAUGGGAACCCCAAAUGUUUAACUAAGAUCAACUAUGGUGGGGAGAUCCCCAAGUCCAUGUACGUGCGGGACCAGGUGAAGACUCAGUACGAGCACUCAGUGCAGAUCAGCCGCGGCUCCUCACACCAAGUGGAGUACGAGAUCUUGUUCCCGGGCUGUGUCCUCAGGUGGCAGUUCUCAUCCGAUGGUGCAGACAUCGGCUUUGGGGUUUUCCUGAAGACCAAGAUGGGGGAGCGGCAGCGAGCAGGGGACAUGACAGAGGUGCUGCCCAGCCAGCGCUACAAUGCCCACCUGGUGCCCGAGGACGGGACCCUCACUUGCUCGGAAGCUGGUGUCUAUGUCCUGCGUUUCGACAACACCUAUAGCUUUGUCCACACCAAGAAGGUCAGCUUCACAGUGGAGGUACUGCUCCCGGACGAGGGCAUGCAGAAAUACGAAGAGGAGCUCACCCCUAUCUAGGCAGCGGCCGCACUUCUCAGAGACCCCUGACCUUCUGCUUUCUCUCUAUAUAGUUUACCCCCCUACCAGAAGCUGAUCAUUAGUUCUCCUGAGUUGGACAUUAAUGAGUAGUAGAGAAGGAGCUGCUUUGGGGAAGACUCAUAUGCUGUGGUUAGAUCAGGAAACGUACAACAGGCACAGCCUCAGGGGGUGCCAAUGUUGCAGAAGAGGAAAAAGUAAGUGUAAAAAAAAAGAAGUAGAUAUCACUAAAGCCCAAGAAAUAGUAAAAUAAAUCUCCUACCCUCUGCCUUCACUUCUCCUGAGGCCCUUGAAUUCCUUCCCUAAGAACUACGAGCAAUUUGGGUUGGAGAUGUAUCUAUUUUUUUUUUACAUUUACUCCUUAUACAGUUGAUUUACAUAAAUAGUGGAAGUUAAAAAAAAAAGGUAGGGCUUCAUACUGUAUCCUUGUGAAGUUGAAUGGAGGUAGGGAGCAGCUGAUUCAUGGAUGUGCAUGAGAGGAAGGAGCCUACCCUGGGCAGAUUUCAGCACCUUGGACAGGAAUAGAGUCGUGGAAGGGAUGAACUCUCCUGGAGAGACACAGGCAAUGAGCCCCUUGAUUUCUGGCAGUGGCUGCCCCCUCAGGUAGGUAUGAGACAUUUUCAUUAAGGCCCUAUCUGAGUCAGGGUGCACAGCUUCCCCCACCCAUUACUCCCACUCUCCUUUCUUUUUUUUGGAACUCACUGUUUAUGUUUUAAGUAAUU